AUGAUAUGCGGAGAAUCAGCAGCAGUCGACCUUACAACUGUUGACGAAUGGAAAAAACGACUUGUAUCAAUAAUCGAUAGUUAUGAUCCGAAUGACGUUUACAAUGCUGAUGAAACCGGUUUAUUCUUUAAAGCAUUACCAAAUCGUUCGCUUGUCACCGCCAAGGAUACAUGCAAGGGUCGAAUAAAUGCAGAUUAUUGUACAUGGAUUCGUAGAGAUAAUUCUCAUGUUGUAGUAGAAUUGAGUUAG
Molecule: messenger RNA, 249 nt
Organism: Rotaria sordida
Lineage: Eukaryota; Metazoa; Rotifera; Eurotatoria; Philodinida; Philodinidae
Source: the annotation of a GenBank genome assembly